This is a messenger RNA of Telopea speciosissima, 1042 nucleotides long. RefSeq lists its product as uncharacterized. The coding region runs from base 302 to 907 and encodes 201 amino acids. The record is from RefSeq and is a predicted model, not a curated record. The transcript has 4 exons. NCBI's taxonomy places the organism in Eukaryota, Viridiplantae, Streptophyta, Magnoliopsida, Proteales, Proteaceae.
AGACCAUUUCAUUGCCCACCACUCCUUGCCAAUUAGUAGUACUAAUUUCUAAGCCUUCCAUGCUUCUAAAACAGGAAGAGAAGAUUAUCCAUCUCUCCUUUGCUUCUUCACUGCCCAACUACCUCCACCAAAAAUUUUCCGCACUGGUUAUUGAUCUGCUCAGAGGAAAGAGAUUAAUUCCAUUGAUACCCACCUAAAGAUUCUGCCCAAGUGUUUCACUAAUCACAGCCAAAGUAAAGUUCUGGUGAAAAUCUGCAUCUAUUGCUGUUUCUGCCGCCACUACUGUUACAGAGACCACAACAUGACUUCUCGUUCUAUAAGCAUGAAUUGCCCUCUAACCAAAUCCAUCAAACUUGGUGCCUCUCCAGUAUUUUCUUCAGUCUUGCCUGCAAGGGACCAGAGAUGGGAAGUUGGCAAGUUAACAGUUUCAAGAAGAUAUGUCGUGUGCUCUACUGUGCAGGAAUCCACUUCCACAGUUGCUGCUGAAACAAAGGAGACAAAGGCUGUGUCAAAAGAAGCUCCAGCAAAGCCAAAGCCCCCAGCAAAAGCUCCAGCUAAGCCAUUGCCUCAACUGAUGGAAGAGGAUGUGAUCCCUGCAUUGAAAAUGAUUCUUGAAGCUCAAGAUGAUCUGUCAGAAAUUGAGUUAUCCUUCACUGAUAACGGGUUGGAAGGAUCCUUUAAAAAGCAGGGAAUUCCCCACUCAUUUUGGGCCUUCUUCCCGGAUGGAGUCCUCACAGGACCAAAGGGAUUUGCAUUGUCCUCGUAUGGUUCGGAAGUGAGCACUGUUGAACCCUUUCUCAUUGAUGAAAAGAAAAUCACAGGAAAACAUGUAGUUUUUUGGGUUGAGAAACGUUUGGCGGCUCAGGGAAUAUUCCUGUGUGGAAAGAAUGAUCACCAUCGGAUUUGAAGAUUUGGACUUUUCACUAAAUGACCUAAUACCUACACAUUGCACUUAUUUUUCUUCCACUAGCAUUUCUGUACUUUAUGGAAAAAUGCUGUAAUAUUUGUUCAUUAAAGUAAAUCAAAAUUAUCAAUUGGAAUG